Molecule: messenger RNA, 806 nt
Organism: Aedes albopictus (Asian tiger mosquito)
Lineage: Eukaryota; Metazoa; Arthropoda; Insecta; Diptera; Culicidae
Gene: mRpL11
Product: large ribosomal subunit protein uL11m-like
Exons: 2
Coding region: 159-749 (196 amino acids)
Biological process (GO): translation
Cellular component (GO): ribosome; mitochondrial large ribosomal subunit
Molecular function (GO): structural constituent of ribosome; large ribosomal subunit rRNA binding
Source: RefSeq, a predicted model, not a curated record
UACUGAUAUACUGUGAUACAUUUGGUCACCCUAUUUGUGACAGUGUAAACAAACAGAUUGUCCCGUUCCCGUGUGCUCCGUGGUGGUCUGUUAUACAAUAUUCAGUGAAGUUUAAAUUGUUUCCUCUCAAGUAUUUUUAUUAAUAAAACUGUUCAGAAAUGUCCAAAGCAGCUGGUAGACUGAAGACCCUCAAGAAAUCCAUUGACAAAAUCAAUCACACGAGUAAACUGCGCACAAACAUCCCGGCCGGCAUGGCAGUGGCAGGCCCUCCUCUUGGCCCAAUGCUCGGCCAACGCGGAAUCAACAUUGCAGCAUUCUGCAAGGAUUUCAACGAACGCACCAAAGACUACAAAGAAGGAAUUCCUCUGCCGUGCCGAGUGGCCGUUACCUCCGAUCGGGCCUAUGAACUUACAAUCCAUGCUCCUCCUGCUACAUUUCUCCUGAAGCAGGCAGCUGGAAUUCAGAAAGGAGCAAUGAACCCUGGCAAAGAGGUGGCAGGAAAAAUCACCCGCAAGCAUCUGUAUGAGAUCGCCCAGAUUAAAUUGCAGGAUCCACCGAACGCCCUUUUGACUCUGGAGCAAAUGUGUAAUGCGCUGGUGGGUGUUGCCCGAACCUGCGGAAUUGAAAUCGUCAACGAGUUGGAAGCAGCGGAAUAUCAGACCUUUUUGGAAGAACGGAAACGGAUUGUUGAAGAGCAGCGCAAAGAAUUGCAGGAGAAGAGAGAAGCUAGAAUGUUACGUAUGGGCUAAGAACAUAAUUUCGUAAUGAUGUUCUUGAAAUACAGCAUUCACGGAUAUGUAAUGAUA